Trichoplax adhaerens is the source of this 790-nucleotide messenger RNA. RefSeq lists its product as uncharacterized. Gene Ontology annotation, cellular component: ribosome; cytosolic large ribosomal subunit. Bases 60 to 704 code for a protein of 214 amino acids. Gene Ontology annotation, molecular function: structural constituent of ribosome. The transcript is spliced from 6 exons. The record is from RefSeq and is a predicted model, not a curated record. NCBI's taxonomy places the organism in Eukaryota, Metazoa, Placozoa, Uniplacotomia, Trichoplacea, Trichoplacidae. Gene Ontology annotation, biological process: translation; ribosomal large subunit assembly.
GGCGAUAUCAAUUUUAGGUUCUACGUCCAAAAGUUUUUUUAUAAUACUUGCCUAUCAAGAUGGGUCGUCGUCCAGCCCGAUGCUAUCGUUAUUGCAAGAAUAAAGCAUACCCUAAAUCGCGUUUCUGUCGUGGUGUCCCAGAUCCCAAAAUUCGCAUCUACGAUCUGGGUCGUAAAAAGGCUAAUGUAGAAGACUUUCCAACAUGCAUCCAUUUGGUAUCAGAUGAGUUUGAGCAGUUGUCAAGCGAAGCGUUAGAAGCAGCUCGUAUCUGUUGCAACAAGUACAUGGUAAAGUACACCGCGAAAGAUCAAUUUCAUAUCCGUAUACGUGUCCAUCCUUUCCAUGUUUUACGUAUUAACAAGAUGUUGUCGUGCGCCGGUGCCGAUAGAUUGCAAACAGGUAUGCGUGGUGCCUUUGGUAAACCUUACGGCACUGUAGCUCGUGUAAAAAUCGGACAGCCUCUUAUCUCAAUCAGGACAAAAGAUAAUCACCAAGCUAAGGCUAUUGAAGCUUUAAGACGUGCUAAAUUUAAGUUCCCUGGACGCCAAAAGAUUUAUGUUUCUAAGAAAUGGGGAUUUACUAAAUGGGAUAAAGAAGACUAUUUACAGAUGCAGCAAGAUGGUAAAUUGCUAUCUGACGGUGUUGGUUGUCAGUAUUUGAAGGAUCAUGGUCCCUUAUCUGCAUGGAUGGCUCGCCAGCAUUAAGUGAAUGGCUGUUAACCAGUUUUACGUCAUUCCGUGAAGCUAUCGAAAAUUGUUGUAAAAAUGCAUCGGUUACAAUAAAGUUUACC